ACAUGCGUUAUUAAUGUUGCCUAGUACAACAGUAGCAAAAAUACAUUUUAAAUUCGCUGAUUCAUUUUUCGUAAUGGAUUCUUAAACAGUGUAAUAAAGUGAAAUUUAAAUAAUAUAAUUUAAUGAAACACACACAAAAUUUUGGAUCGUCCUAGAGUCCUUAUUCAAAUCAUAGUCUACUGCUGAAGAUGCCUUUUUAAAAAUGAUAUCAAUAUACGUCCAUCUAAUAAUUUUAAAUUACUUUUUUACAAAAAAAAAAAAACAACAACAACAAAAUAAAUCUCUACAGAUUUCAUUAAAAAUAAAUAUGUUUAACGAAUUUUAGGAUAAUUUAGAAUCAUUAAAAUCCGAAUGUGCGUUUACCGAAGUCUAUAAUUUAUCAGCUUCUAAUCCGUAUUAGAAUUUAAACACGAACCGACAUUAUCAAUUAUCCUCUAAUACAGUGGUUAUAAAAGACGUCUCAUUUAUAAAUACGAUUCAGUAAAUCGCAUGACUUGCUCGAGUAUGGAACUCAGACUUAUAUAACGUAUUGCGACGAAUAUUGCGACGUCUAUAUUAUCGUUUAACUUUAAGCAAUUUUAUUAUUUGGUUAUAAGAUUUAUUGUCAUCGUUAAAAUGAAAUUCAUACAAACAAUUUGUUUGCUAUUGAGCGUCAUUAAUCUUGGAUCGGUGUGCCGUGCAUACAGAAUUCUCGGCGUUUUUCCAUUUAACGCAAAAAGUCACAACAUUGUUUUUGAAGCACUGAUGAAAGGAUUGGCAAAACGUGGUCAUCAAGUCGACGUUGUCACGCAUUUUCCGCUAAAAAAUCCUGUGAAAAACUACAAUGAAAUUAUAAAUCUCGACGGAUCCUUGGAAAAUCUCGUGAACAACUUCACCAUUGAAUUCGUAUCUAAAAUCACAGGUGAUAUAGUAGAUUUAAUAGCCACAUCGUACGGCAAUAGAGUGUGCCAAAUCAUGGGCUUUGAAUCAAUGCAAAAGUUGAUAAAGAACCCGCCUACGAAUCCACCUUACGAUUUAGUGAUCACGGAGGCUUUUGGAGCUAAUUGUUACAUGGGUCUUGGCUACGUUUUCAAAGUACCGGUAGUCGCAGUAUCAUCAGCUGUCGAGUAUCCUUGGAUUAGCCACUUUAUCGGAAACGACGAUAACCCUGCUUACGUUCCAAACGCUUACUAUGUUAGUACUGGAAAGAUGAAUUUUUGGAAUCGACUUAAAAAUGCAGUUAUCAAUUUGAUUGAAACGCGCAAGUUCCACGUUCUCACUGAAGAUAGCCAAACGGAAUCAAUGAGAAAAUAUUUGAGCCCAGAUAUACCUAACAUUAGACAAGUAGAGAAGAAUGUGGCUUUAACACUUGUAAACAGUCAUCCAGUUUUAUUUGGUGUUAAACCUAUAACACCAGCAUUAGUACAAAUCGGAGGCUUGCAUAUAGAAGGCAAUGAUGAAAUUUUGCCUACUGAGUUAAAAAAAUGGAUGGAUGAUAGCAAGCAUGGAGUUGUCUACUUUACUCUAGGGUCAAUGGUGUUAAUAGAAACAUUACCCGAAGCGCAAAUAAAGGAAAUAUAUGCUUCGUUUAGAAAAAUAUCGCUGGUUCGAGUUUUAAUGAAAAUAGCUGACGCAUCUAAGCUACCGCCAGGAUUACCUGAUAAUGUCAAAGUAUUGCCCUGGAUUGCUCAACAACCUGUUCUUGCUCAUCCAAAUACAAAGGUAUUUAUUACACAUGGUGGACUUGGAGGAUUACAAGAGGCUUUAUACUUUGGCGUGCCAAUGAUUGGAAUACCAUUGUUUAGCGAUCAGUUUAGAAAUGUCGCAGCCUUUGUUGCUAAACAGAUGAUGAUCAAAAUUGACUUCAAUCAAUUUUCUGGAGAAUUGUUGGACUCAUCACUUCAAGCUCUGCUUCAUAAUUCCGUUUACAAAAAAAAAAGUAUGUAUUAUUCAAGACUUUUUCGAAGCCAACCAAUCAGCCCGAUGAACAAUGCAAUUUAUUGGAUCGAAUACGUUAUUCAAAAUGGUGAUGACUCUAUAAGAUCACCAGCCUUACAAUUUUUUUGGUGGCAAUUAGCACGACUCGACGUUUUUGGAUUCAUAUUUCUAGUUAUUAUUUCAAGUAUGAGUGUGAUUAUAAUAGGCAUUAGAUACGCUGUUAUAAAAGCUUUCAGAAUGUCUCAAAUUCGAGUUCCAGACAAGAAAAAGAUUCGGUGAUUAUUUUGCAUUUACGUGCCUAAAAUUACAUAAUGCUCAUUUUCAUAAUGUACUUCAAGAAAACAUCUACAAAAGUUUCAUUUAUGACAUUUACUGUUUAUAUUGCUACACAUAUCAAUUAUAUCUGACACAAUGCUGAUGGGUUAUCAAUGCCAGUUUUUCGACAGAGAUUGAAAGGAAGAAUAGUAAACGAUUAAAUGAAAAAAAAGAUUGAACAUUUUUAAUUGUUAUGAUUGAAUGUACAGUUUCAAAGCAUUUCUUACAAUACAUUAAAGAUAAAGUAUAUUGAACGCAUGUGAAUUCGUUCAGCUAAUAUAAAUCAGUUUAUGCUGAUCCUAAUGAGUUUUAUGUGCGAUGUAAUAUUUUAUUUUUGCAUAAAUUGUAAUUUUCGUCAAUGCCAAAUUUAUACUGUUUGUAUGCGAUCAAUAUAAUUUUUUCUAAUUAAUUAUCUGAUGAAUGUAAAUGUAACAGCAUUCAGCAUUUAAUAAACGACGGAGGCAGAACACGAAAAUGACGGAUAACUGAUUGGUUGCCUAGGCAACGUGAUCAGAACCGUGCUUUAAAUUCAUAACCCUCAAAAAAGUCAUAACUCAUAACCCUGGUAGAAAUGUUUGAGGUGUUUAAAAUGAAAUGUGGAAACCUUGAUAACAGAUAAAAUAUAUGUAAUAUAACUAGCAAGAAAUUUUAGUAAAAAUUAAUCAUUACCAAAAGUGUGUAGUAUUACAACAUGUGUAUUGAAAAGUGACACCCUAACCCUAUUUGAAGUAGUAAUAAAGUGUGUGAAUAUUAUUUAGUUUUUUUUUAAUGUCACUGAGUUAAAAGUUCAAUUAAAAGAAUAAAGAGUUUGAAGAUA
Messenger RNA from Nasonia vitripennis (jewel wasp), 3049 nucleotides. Its product is annotated as UDP-glucuronosyltransferase 2B31. Lineage: Eukaryota; Metazoa; Arthropoda; Insecta; Hymenoptera; Pteromalidae. Gene Ontology annotation, molecular function: UDP-glycosyltransferase activity. The record is from RefSeq and is a predicted model, not a curated record. The transcript is spliced from 5 exons. The coding region runs from base 616 to 2196 and encodes 526 amino acids.